Erigeron canadensis is the source of this 5146-nucleotide messenger RNA. RefSeq names its product chromatin modification-related protein EAF1 B-like. NCBI's taxonomy places the organism in Eukaryota, Viridiplantae, Streptophyta, Magnoliopsida, Asterales, Asteraceae. The transcript is spliced from 23 exons. The record is from RefSeq and is a predicted model, not a curated record. Gene Ontology annotation, cellular component: NuA4 histone acetyltransferase complex. The coding region runs from base 195 to 4580 and encodes 1461 amino acids.
UCAAAUGUAUAAUUUAUUAUUUUUCUAGGGCAUAAUUUGUUUAUUUACAUGCAAAAAUUAACUGAAAGGAAGUUGUGAUUAUUGCAUAUCAGUUUUGUAAUUCAGUAAAGCACCUGCAAUUUGAUAAGUAGAAAUGCAUGGAUAUACUUGAGUAGUUGAGUAUUUAUGCUCUAGUCAAUGCUGAGGUUGAUUUCAUGGGAGGAGAUAUUGACGGUAGGCUAGAAGUUUCUUCUACACUUCCUUUGCAGCAAUUAUUGGAUCUUGAGAAAACUCAAGCGGAGCUUAGGCAAACGUUCAAUGUUGCUGAGAAAUUUAGAAGAGAAUUAGAAUAUCUUCAAAAAGGUGGCAAUCCAUUAGAUUUGAUAUGUGGAGAUGGUACGUCAGUUAGUGGCCAGUCCACAUCGUUGGCAGGCCACCAUCUAGAGCAGUUUGUGGCAAGUGACACGAAAGGUAAUUUUGGGGUAACAGCUUCAUCCCUUAAUGAUUCUGUUGGAAGUAGUGGUAGACUUGGGGGCCAUUUAGUCUGUGAUCCAAAUAGUGCUGAUAACCUUGUGCUCUUUGAUGGUAACAAUAAGUUUCCUAAAGUUGAAAGGAGAUCUAUUGCUCCUUUGGAACACUACUCUCAGUUGCAUUCUGGUCAACAUGCCAUGGCAUCAGGUGAUUCUGUCGCAUUAGAAGUGCCCAAAAAGUCGUAUAAGCGUAGGAAUAGGUCUCGACCAAUCCAUGAUGGAGCUCGAUUAAGUCCUUCUAGGGAUGUCAAAGAAUUGGUAGUUGCAGCCGCUGUGGCGCUUAAUGAUUUGUCAAGUAUUAACUCCAAGAUUAAAGGUUCUACUGCUAGUGUGACUAUCAAAAAUUUAGAUUCUAACAGUCGCUUAGACACAGAUAUAUUGGCUGUAGAAACUACAGUUGGUCAGAUUCAGGGCUCAUCCUUUACUAUCUCUACUGGGUCACAUAAUUUUCGAAGGAAUCAACAUAAUUCCACUAAGGGUUUCGACUCCGAGUCAUCAUGCUCCCAAAAUGGUCAAAGUUUAGAUGUUAAUAAUGACAACAAGUUGCCUACGAGUCCAGGAAAUAUAAAUCGUAAUGGGAAAACAGACCAAAUUUUGGCUACUAAUGAGGUUAAGGAAGGUAAUGAACUGGUUAAAGAAACGGAUUGUACGGUAUCAAAAAAUUUCAAUUGUAAUUUUGAUAUAUGUUACGGGGCCCUUAAUGAGGAUAAUUCUGUAAUCAAGGAAGUGGAGGGUUUAAAAAGUUCCGAAUCUCCCCUGCAAAAUGGGUCAAAGAAUCUUGUCUCAGCUGAAGGAGUCAACCCAGACGGUUUUGCUGGCUCAGAAACAGAAAGGAAACCCUGUGACAGACCUCAGGAUUCAGUUGAUACAUCCGAGUCUAAAUUGUCUGUUAGGGCUCCGAAUGAUGUUUCUGAGCAACCUGUAAACUCUCAGGACAACUUGAACCUGCCCCCUAGAGCUCCCAAUGAUGUUUCUGAGCAACCUGCAAACUCUCAGAACUUGUACUUGGGCACUGAGGUCCAUGAAGACUAUAUCUUAAAAGAAGCUCAGAUAAUAGAGGAGAAACAUAAGAGAAUGAGUGAACUAUGUCUGAGCACAUUGUCACUGCAAAGCCAUCAAAUUUCACAUUGGGAUUUUGUUCUUGGGGAAAUGGCAUGGUUAGCUAAUGAUUUUGCACAGGAGCGCCUUUGGAAGUUAACUGCAGCUGCUCAAUUUUCUCGACGAGCUGCUUUUGCAUCACAUGUAAGGUUUCAACGGCAAAUUUCAUUGUGGAAGCAAAAAGAAGUAGCCCAAAUCUUGGGUAGAGAUGUCAUGGAGUUUUGGUACAUGACAGAGGAAAAAUGCAAGGAUUUGGAGCUUCAGUGUCUGAAAACAGAUUCUAAACAAGGGCUUCAGGGAUAUGUUAUGAGAUUUUUGAAGUAUAAUAGUGUUCAUGCUCAUUGUAGUACAGAACACGUAUCUUCAACUCCUGAUCUUAUAUCUGAUGUGGGCACCAUAGGCUGGGACGAUAAUUGGACACAAGAAAACCUUGUCUAUACGGUACCACAUGGUGCAGUUGAGGCCUAUAGAAAAUCUAUUGAAUCUCAUUUGCUACGUUUUGAGAGAACCUGGAAUGGUCUGCAGGAAGAAGUGGAUACAUCUAAAUGUGAUGCUGUUGCAGUUGAUGCAUAUGAAGAUAAAGAUGGAGCAACAAGGGUAUAUGAUUUGGCGAGGGAAUCUGAACGUAGCAAGGAGUCAAAUGAUAGCGAGAAGAGUGAGAAAAAUUUUAAGUUUAAUGCUGCAAGAUCAUAUGAGAUGGGAGCUGAUUUGCCAUUCAUGCAAUCUAUUGGAAAGAAUAUCGAUACUCAACCCUCUGUAUUAAGUGGGAAAAGGUCUGGCAGCAGUCUAAAUGUUUCAGUUACCACAAAUCAUGUCCACACUGCUUCCAGGCAAAGGAUCGUAGGUUCACUUAGUGCUCUGAACAAGACAGAUGCUUCUAGUGACGAAACCAAUUCUUUUCAGGACGAGCAUAGUGGGGGAGCCCAUAUGCCGAAUAACAUCGAAGCUCAAUCAUUGGGUGACUACGAAAAGCAGUUAUGGUUUGAUUCCGUUGAAGUGUCUGAUAGACCCCGAAAAAUAAAGAAAGCUAGGCAUCAGCAGGGAUUCUCAUAUAAACACCGAUGGCAAUUUGAUUCUGGAUUUCAAAAUGACAAGAAGGAUCAUUUAAAAAGGAGACUCGAUGUUCAUCAGUUAGAUAAUGGAAGCAAUGGUUUAUACAUUCAACACAACGUGAAAAAGAUGAAGAUAAGGCAAUCAUCCAAUGAUAUUCGCCCCUUCUGUCGUUCAGUUUCUUCUCCAAUGACAUCUAAGAUGAUUAACAUGUCCAACCCAAAAAAGUUCAUGGAAUUACUUGUACGCGAUGGCCGUAAAAAAUCAAAAACUCUUAAGAUGCAGGCUGGGCAGCCUGGUUCAGGAAGCUUAUGGUCAUUAUUUGAAGAUCAGUUUCUUAUAGUGCUGGUACAUGAUAUGGGGCCUAACUGGGAGCUAAUAAGCGAUAUUACUAACAGCAAUUUGCAAUUUAAGUGUAUCUUCCGGAGUUCUAAUGAAUGCAAAGAGCGCCAUAAAGUGUUAAUGGACAGAAGUACUGGUGAUCGAGCUGACUCUGCGGAAGAUUCCGAGUCGGGUCAACCAUAUUCAUCUAUGUUACCUGGCAUCCCUGAGGGAAGUGCAAGACAAUUAUUCCAAAGGUUGCAGGGACCAAUGGAAGAGGAAACUCUCAAAUCCCAUUUUGAGAAAAUCAUUGUGAUUGGGAAAAAGCAGUACAACAGAAGGAAACAGAAACAUAGUCAAGAUCCAAAACAACUCCAGCCACCUCAUAGUUCCUUCAAACUUGCUCUUUCUCAAGUCUCACCAAACAACCUCAAUGGUGGGGAUGUCCUAACGCCUUUCGACUUGUGUGAUGCACCCCUGGAUGGUUGUCAAAAUUCUCACAAUGGUGGGUUACAAGUUUUGGAUCAGGGAAACGAAAUGUCAAUGCUUCCUGGCUCCAGUACAAGUUCUUUUGUAUCGGGUUCUUCCACUUUGGCUUCUGGCAAUGAAUUUUCAUCUGCAUCGGUUCUUAAUCCUUCUAUUAGGGACGGGAGAUAUGGCAUCCCUAGAAAGGGCCUCUUACCAAAAGAUGACCCACAAAGAACGCACCAGUAUAAUCAUAUGCUCUCUUCCAGGACUAACACGUCACCUGGAUCUCAUUUAGCAAUGGGUCGAGGCAUUCCUAUGUUAUCUUCUGGGAAUAAUGUUGGUGUUAUCUCAGCGGUGAAUAGAGGGAUGCCAAUGGCUAGACCAGCGUUCCAUGGGAUUCCUUCCAUGCCAAGUACUGUCAGUAUGCACUCUAGGGCUGUUCCAGGUCAAGGAAGCUCAAUCUCGCGACCUCAUAAUGGCAUGUAUUUGAUGAGGCCCAAUCACAACCAGAACACCGACCAUCAAAGGAAAAUUCCACCAGUUUCUCAAGGUCAAAGCAGUCGAGUAGUUUCUCAGUUUGUUCCCAACAUUUCACAUCCAGGCUUUGAAAUGCGGAUUGUUAAAGAGAGAAAACUUAAGCAACAGCGUGAUCUACAACAUCAACAAUUUGCUACAUCCAAUGCCAUGAUUCCACUUGUGCAAUCACCAAAGUCUCAUCUUCCUGUUACAUCUCCACAAACUAGUAUUGAAAUACAAUCACGAGAACCUCCACUACUGCCACCUCAUGAGAAUAUGUUGAAUUCUCAAACAGGUGGCAACCAGAUACUAAAACAGCAAUACCAAUCACACAAUUUUAAACAACACCAGCAGAAGGCACAUUCCAGUCAAGUACAGGCUAAACUUCAACAGCAGAAGCCCGAUAAUAGCAAGCAUCAAAAUCAUGUUCCAUCAUUGCUUGCCUCGCCUAGUAUAAUGCCACGCCAAAAGUUAGUGAAUUUGUCUCACUUAGCAUCUCCUAAGAAAAUGCUAAAGAAUGAGUUGGUAAAUUCUUCUGAAGAGCCAUUAACUAGUAGUAAGCUGCAAGCGUCUCCACCUCAAACACGUGGUACUGGGGAUAGCAGUGAGCCAGUUUGAACAAAUGAUUAUCCAAAGUAUGAUUCAUUGGGCAAUAUCAGAUACUUGGUUUCAUCUCAUCGGUCAUAAUGGGUGUGCAAAAUCUGCAGCCUCAUGUGUUUGCUAAUUUUGAAUCGGAGUGGAGCAUGCGAACAAAUUUUUGAUUAAACAUGGAACAGACCAUUCCGAUUUGGCUGCCAUCCGCCGGUAAUAACGAUGUACAGGUAGCUACUUCGUAACUUUUGAUAUUAGCCUUGUAGAUGAAGCUCAUAAUCAGAUGAUCAGUAGAAAACAGGAGUUAACGAGCGUUUAGAAAUAUGAUCUAUAGCUAAAGUAAUUAUGGCAGUUCAAAUUCUUGUGUAUACUGUACAAAAUCAGUAGUUGUAGGUGCCUUGAGGAAGAUACCGGUGGUCUCUGUACAGGAGUUCCUUCUCCCCCAACAUUAUUGUUGGUCUUUUGAUUUAUUAUUGGCUAUUUUGUUAAGAGCGGUUUUUAGUUGUCUUUUGCCAGUAACAUUCGAUUUUUGUGAAUAUUAGUCUCAUUUAGAGUAGAGGAGGAACACUGUUAUUGAAAAUGAUUUUUGUGUA